Messenger RNA from Pseudopipra pipra, 3450 nucleotides. RefSeq names its product stimulated by retinoic acid 8 (gene STRA8). The coding region runs from base 146 to 1072 and encodes 308 amino acids. Gene Ontology annotation, biological process: cellular response to retinoic acid; oogenesis; activation of meiosis. NCBI's taxonomy places the organism in Eukaryota, Metazoa, Chordata, Aves, Passeriformes, Pipridae. Gene Ontology annotation, cellular component: nucleus. The transcript is spliced from 9 exons. The record is from RefSeq and is a predicted model, not a curated record.
CGGCUGCGGAAGGAACAGCAGGGGCGGGCCUUCUUACCCCCAGGCUGUACUUGCGCUUUCGGCAGAGACAGCUGGAGACUGUAGGAAGAUACAUGCCAGAGUGAGUCUCAAUCCCCUGACACACCUGUAAGAGGUAGAACACUGUAUGGCAAAGCAGCACUUGCCACAGGCACACCACCGGGUUCCUCUGGCAAGACUCUUCAGCAGCUUGCGGGGAAGAGUUUUAUCCCGGUCAGACAACUGUGCCUCAAAGUAUCAGGUUUUGCGUAAGGCUAAGACAUCUAUCCAGAAGUUGGAGCAAACCUUGUGUUCUUUGCUGAAGAUGAAAGAGAGCUACAGUCUGGAGGAUGGGAACCCAUCCAGCUUGGAGGAAGUCAGGGAGGAAUAUGUCAAGAGGCAAUUCAGCAAUCACAGCAUUACAUCAGCCUCAGAAGACGUGAGUGAAAGUGACUCUGCCAUCUGGUAUUUGAUUCAAGAAUGUGAAAAACAAACACUGGAAGAAGAUGGGAAGCCAGAACUGAUCCAGUUUUCAGACACUUCUUCCCCAGAUCUAGUGGAAUUUGAACGAUACCUGUAUUUUUAUAAGCAUACAAUGGACCUGCUGAUAGAGCAUGGAAUUGUUUGCACUGGAGAAGUGCCUCUUCCUGAGGUCUCCACAGCUAUUUCCCAUUUCUGGCAAGAGCUUUCUGAAGAAAGCAGGGACAGCAUCUUGCAGUACUGUAGUCAGAGAGACUUCCUCGUGGAUUCCAAGGCUUCUGGCCAAGAGCCUGCAUGCACUGAAGGGAGCGUGAGGGACAGCGGAGGUAACAGUGAGGAAGCCAGUGGUUCCUCAGUCUCCACACCAGAGGAAGUAAUGUUUGAAGAUGCAUUUGAUGUUGCUGCUGGUUUCCUUGACAGAAGCAAGACUCAGGGAAUGUCUAGCCAGAGUUCAGCAAUUGCAAGCUGCAAUUCUGAUAAUCCAGAGGAUCACCACAGACUCUAUCUGCUGGUCACUGACUUCCUAAAACGCCUCUUCUUUGCUAAUACACAGUUUUUCCAGAAAUUUGGAUCCAUCUCAAAGCAAACAGAUUGAGACAGUUAUGAAAGUGGUUGCAGAGCAGGGAUAGAAGAUGUUCCAGCUAGCUUGAAACACACCAACUCAGGCAGCAGCAGAGAGAUCAGUAUAGGCUACUCACCUUGCCCCAGAAUUUGGGCCGCUCAGAGCAUCAGAGACUCCUGGACUUAACAGGGAAAGGAACCCGUCCUGCUUACCUUAUGGGUAUGACUGAACCCCUGCAGACCAUUCCCCUUCCCUUGAAAUGGUACCUGUGCUGGCACUAUGCUAGCCCAGGAGUUUGGACAGUCCUGGGAUACAUUAUCUCAAGGUUAAAGUAAAGUCCCGCUACACUGUGCACACACCUUGUAGAAGAUACAGGGGUGGGUAGCAGGUACAGUAAGUACUAAAGUAAGGUGUGUGAUGUGCAUCCGACUGAAAUACAAAAGGCAGCCUAUGGUCUCCUUUCCUUUCAUCUGCAGAGUUGAUGAGGUGAUGGGUUUUACUGCUGGUCAUUCAUGCCAGUGCUAUGUUAUGCCAUUUCUAGUAAACUUUACAGGUACGAAGUACUGCUGUUGGAUUGUGUAUGGUCACUGUUUUGUAGCCACAGAGCUACUGAGCACAGCUCCUCUUGAGCUGCUGCUCUGGCUCUCAAGGCUGCCAAGGGCAUGCACCCCACUGGUAUAAAAAACUUCAGAAGGACUUGCACAAGAUAAGGGAGGCAAUAAUUUGGACAAGGAAAGGGAGAGCUCUUAAAAGGGUGGUGAUGCAAAAAUAAGAACAGGAGCGUGCUUCCGUGGUACAUGAUAGAGAAAUAUUUCCGAACUUGAGAUUAGUUAAGCAAUCUUGUAAUUUUUCAAGAGCUGUUGUCUUAAGGUCACAUCAUAAGAGAAGCUUAGCAGCAAAGGCAGUAAAGAAUUAAUUUAGACUGAGGUCCAAAGGUUUUGCCUAAAUGAAAGUCAGUGGGUUUUUUUCUAAAUAGUACUGAGCACCUUUGUGUCUUCAAAGGAACACUUUCUUUUAAAAUUAUGGAUUUUAGAUGAGUCACUUGACAAGCAAGUGGGAUUUAGUGCUCCUUAAGAUAUACAUUUUUAAACAGCACCUAUUUUUAAAAGCAGUCUUUCCCUAAAGAGUCCUGCAUCAAUACAGAAGAUGGACUAGAGGGACUGCAAGCAUGAACACUUUCAUCUUCCAGACUUUGAUUUCUCAAGAGCCGCUUAUUCUCUGUAAGCUGGUGAAAGAGAAGACCACUUCCUUCUGUUGCUAAAAGUGGAGCAAAGCCUGAAGUAGGUAGAAGUUAAGGCCUCAAGAAGCUCUCAUAUCUUCAGAGCCUGUUAUGUGACACACUUGCUAUCACAAUCAGUAACAGCUGUCUAAAUGACAGAGAGUGGAGCCUGGUGAUUUCAGAAGGAAAUUGGUUGAAAAUCUGAGCCGUUCUUCAUCAGGCAUCUCAGGCACUUGACAAGUGCUGGUUGCUGAUUCAGAGAGGAGGGAGGGCUCACAGUACAGUAGCUGACACAUCAGCUCUUAACCAAACCACUGUAUAUUUGAAACACAAUCAACUCCACUGGUUUUUAAUCCUGCUUGACUUGGGGGGGGCUUUCAGGAAGAAGAUCUUCCAUACGAUUAUGAGACUGUGAUGCUGAGGUGCACUGAGACCUUCGAUGAUGAAGAUUUCUAAACAGUACCUCUCUCUGCCAAUGUUUUGCCAAGCAGUGCCAGGUACACCAGGCACGUGAAGAGGCUUCACCUCCUUCAGUGAAGCACUUCUCUGAGCAGUGCGUGGAGACACUGUGUUGAAGUGGUUUGUUACCAUUGACUUCUCCUUCCCUCAUUAGUACUUCUUGAUAUAUCAGUUGAGUAAUUUAUACUUUUUAAAAGUCUUAAAGGUUUUAGCUAUUUAUUAUAUCUUAAUAAAUGUUUUUAUCCAUCACUAUUUAAUGUUAAAUCUCGCCUCACAAAUAAACUGAGGCAUGUACAGUUAAGUGACCUUGCCUAGCAUAACCUGUGGAAGAGCAGCAGAGAGGCCACAUCAGUGGCAGCCUGCACACUACCAUAGGAUGCAAGUCUCAAACUGCAACCUGUAAAAAUCACCACCCUGACAGUGGUGGUGCUUUUUCUGGUGCUGUUUUUUAGCUUGGGCUGACAAGGAAAGAUGGAUUUCCUCACAAAGAGUGGGAUGAAGCUCUUCUGUCUCUUUAUGAGGACAGCAGCAGUGGGCACCCACUCCCAAAUCACCCAGAAAAGUGCAGGCACAAUAAUAUACUUUGGAUUAUUUACUUUUGAAAAGUGUGUAAAGCUGAGUGAUCAGCCCUGUGCUCUUCUUCCAUAUCUAAUUCUUUGAUGAGUAGUGCUGCUCAAAUAGUGUCUUAGAAUUAAUGUGCUGUGAAAAUGAAUAAAAUCCUUCACAUCUCAGA